Messenger RNA from Penicillium daleae, 747 nucleotides. Its product is annotated as DNA-directed RNA polymerase III subunit C31. Bases 1 to 747 code for a protein of 248 amino acids. Gene Ontology annotation, cellular component: RNA polymerase III complex. Lineage: Eukaryota; Fungi; Ascomycota; Eurotiomycetes; Eurotiales; Aspergillaceae. The transcript is spliced from 3 exons. The record is from RefSeq and is a predicted model, not a curated record. Gene Ontology annotation, biological process: transcription by RNA polymerase III.
AUGUCGCGCUUCGGAGCGAAAAAGGGCAAUCGCGCGCCUGGCGCUGAAUUCACUUGGGAUACGGAUCCCGGGGGCGUGCCGGACACUGCUCCUACUCCCUUAUAUCCAGCAUAUGUUGUCCCGCCCGCGCGCAAGCUCUCCGAGAAAGAGCAAAGCGAGGUGGACUACUACCGACACCUUCGCGAAAGGUUCCACGAGGGACCUUACUACUCUGUGCUCGAUACCUCUUCCUCCUCGGCCAAGAAGGGUAGCGCGGCACGAACCAACUUCGAUCCAUUCCACGGCAUGCCUUCUUACUCCGGACGAUACCAGAAGAAGAGGAGAACGCUUCCUAAGGUCGCCAACAUUGGUCGCGAAUAUGAAACACGAUACUUCCCUCGAGAGCUCUGGCAGACCAUGAUGCCCAACUUCCGCCCUAACGCCUCCGUCGACGGUUACAGCGUCCAGACUGCUGCGAUCGGAUUCAAACGUGGUUUUGAAGAUGACGACGAUGAGGAGGACGAAGCAACAAAGCGACGCGCUACUGGGGCAGAUGAAGAUGACGGAGAAGGAGAUGCCGACGAAGGCGAACUGCUCGAUGGCGAUGAGGAGGCCGAGGAAGAAAUUGUGGAUGACGAUUUCGAAGAUGACGAAGAUGAUAUGGGUGGCGACUACAAUGCAGAACAGUACUUCGAUGGUGGUGACGACGAAUUCGGGGACGAUGGCUUCGGUGAUGGUGGAGGCGGCGGUGAUGAGGAUACCUACUGA